CCAGGAGGCUUUAAAUAAGCCGAAGGCGCAUUAGAGAAACAUUCAGUAACUAGUCUUCACACAGAGGAAGGAAGAUAGAGCAAAGAUGGCGCGACUUGACUUACCGGUCUGUCUCAGUUUGAUUUGUGCGGCCUCAACUCUGGUACAGAUGGUCCAGUUGAGCCCAGGGAAAGAUGACAUCACAGAGGUCCCAGAUGAUGUCAGUGUGUCACAUGUCACAGUGAACGACAGCUCUGUUGAUGAUCCCAACCUGGGGAAAAGUCUGGCUGAAUGUCUGAAUGAUACAGACUACGAUGUGCUUAUGCACACCAUUCAUAACGGCCUUCCACCAACCAAUACAUCUCAGCACAUUGUCAUUGUUGGAGCUGGCAUGGCUGGACUGACGGCUGCCAUGCUGCUGCAGGACGCAGGACACAAGGUCACCAUAUUAGAGGCUAGUGGUCGUGUUGGAGGACGAGUGAUUACCCACAGGAAUGAAGAAGAGGGCUGGUAUGUUGAACUGGGAGCCAUGAGGAUCCCAAGUCAUCACCACAUCCUCCACUGGCUUAUUGAAAAGCUGGGGCUCAAGCUCAAUAAAUUCAGAAUGGUUGACGAGAACACCUUUUACUAUGUCAAUGGGAUUCUGAAGAAGACGAGCACAGUGCAAAAUCACCCUGAAGAUCUAAAUUAUGAUGUGUGGCCCAGUGAGAAAGGAAAGUCAGCUCACGAACUGCUACAGUUUGCUUUGCAGAAGGUAAAAGAUGAUGUGAAGGCUUAUGGCUGCUGGGCUGCACUGAUAAAAUACGACCGUUAUUCUGUACAGGAUUUUCUGAAGGAACAAAGUACUCUGAGUUCAGAGGCGGUGAGGAUGAUCGGAGACCUGCUUAACGAGCAGAGCCUUAUGCACAUAGCGCUGACUGAGAUGAUCUAUGAGAAGUCUAACAUCAACGACAACACUGAGUACACAGAAGUGACUGGGGGGACGGACCUUAUCCCCAAUGCUUUUCUUAAGCUCCUCCAUGAUUGCGACAUUCUCCUCAACUCUGAAGUGAAACGCAUCAGGCACUCAGAUGAAGGUGUGAUUGUAACAUACCAGACAGGCCCACAGUCUUUUACUGUCCUUCCUGCCGACGUCGUCCUGGUAACAACCACAGCCAAGGCAGCUCUCUUUAUUGACUUUGAUCCACCUCUCUCCAUCCCAAAAAGGUUGGCACUGAGGUCGGUCCACUACGCCAGCUCCACUAAAAUCGUCCUCACCUUCAGCAGGAAGUUUUGGGAAGAUGACGACAUCCAAGGAGGAAAGAGCAUCACUGACGGGCCCUCCCGUUUUAUCUACUACCCCAGCCACAGUUUCCCACACAAUGAGACCAUUGGCGUCCUCCUGGCCUCCUACACCUGGUCUGAUGACUCCCUCCUCUUCCUAGGUGCCAGUGAUGAAGACCUGAAAGAGCUGGCUCUGAGAGAUUUGGCAAAGAUCCACGGCGAGCACGUCAAGUCUCUGUGCACAGGGGUGGUGGUGAAGAGGUGGAGCGAUGAUCCUUACAGCCUGGGCGCCUUCGCUCUCUUCACACCUUACCAACAUUUAGAGUUCCCCAAGGAGCUGUUCAGACAUGAAGGCAGGGUGCACUUUGCUGGUGAACACACGGCCUUCCCUCACGCCUGGAUUGAGACGGCUAUGAAAUCUGGAAUCAGAGCUGCUGUCAACAUUAACAGAGAGUCAGCUGGAACUCGACACCAUGAGAAGCUCUAGGGUCUUCAAUCUGCUUUCUAGGGUCGGGGUUUGGACCGUCUGAAACCAAGUGAACUUUAAUUCAUCUUUAGGAACCUUGUCACCAUGUUUGUUAUAAAAUAACCUACAUAACUUCAUUUUGCGAAAUCUAACCUGUGUAACUUUACGUUAAAUACAUAACUCGAUGACACCCAACUAUGUUUUAUUUCCUGAGAGUUACUCACAUACCUUUACUUUACCAAGCCAAACCUACAUAACUUUACUUUACCAAGCCAAACCCACAUACCUUUACUUUACCAAGCCAAACCUACAUAACUUUACUUUACCAAGCCAAACCUACAUACCUUUACUUUACCAAGCCAAACCUACAUACCUU
Messenger RNA from Epinephelus fuscoguttatus (brown-marbled grouper), 2084 nucleotides. RefSeq names its product L-amino-acid oxidase-like. The record is from RefSeq and is a predicted model, not a curated record. The transcript is spliced from 8 exons. Gene Ontology annotation, molecular function: polyamine oxidase activity; L-amino-acid oxidase activity. The coding region runs from base 86 to 1729 and encodes 547 amino acids. Gene Ontology annotation, biological process: amino acid catabolic process. Lineage: Eukaryota; Metazoa; Chordata; Actinopteri; Perciformes; Serranidae.